GACCCAAUUGGAGGCAGUAGAAUGUUCGGAGGCAACGGGGGAGGGUAUGCGGGCAGCGGCGACUGCGCCGAGGGCUACGGGCUGGGCUACGUGGCGGGCGGAGGCCGCCUUCAGCAGUACGCGCACUUCCCACACCAGAACGUCUGGCAUCACCAUCACACUCCGCACCACGACACUUACGGCAGUAGCAGCGUUGGUGGCGUCGGCUCCAUGGCCGGCGGCCUGUACCCCCAGAACAUGGUGAUGGGUUCCUGGUGCGCCCCAUACGACGCACUGCAGCGCCCCCCUGCAUACGAUGGCGGUCUGGAAUCUUACGAAGAGGGUCGUGAGUGUGUUAACUGCGGCGCCAAUAACACCCCGCUGUGGCGCAGGGACUCCACGGGGCACUACCUGUGCAACGCAUGCGGCCUCUACCACAAGAUCAACGGCGUGAACCGGCCGCUCGUCAAGCCCAGCAAGCGGCUGUCGGCUGCGCGGCGCCACGGGCAGUGCUGCACCAACUGCGGGUCGCGCAACACCACGCUGUGGCGGCGCAACAACGAGGGCGAGCCCGUCUGCAACGCCUGCGGACUCUACUACAAGCUGCAUGGAAUUAAUCGGCCAUUAGCAAUGAGGAAGGACGGGAUUCAAACAAGGAAAAGGAAACCGAAAAAGUCUGCUAAUGGAGCUAAAUCCGCACAAGAAAGUUCCAAGAAAGAAGGACACUGUUCACCCGGCGUUGAUGAAAGCAAGCCAAGCGUUUCAGAAGUGCCAUUGCCUUUAACGGCGUCUAUGUCUAGUCACGGGUCCCUCUCGAAGGCCCGCGCAGAGGCACACUCGUCGGAGACGUCCCCUCACGCGCACUCGCACAGCCAAGGGCACGGGCACACGCAGUACCCCCUGGGCCUGCCCGCGGCUCCUGGCUUCCUCUCCAACCCUUCUAUCUUCAACAUUAAGAGUGAGCCAAACGCCCCCAACGGCUACGACGGAUAUGCGACUCACUCUGGCAGCCAUUACCACUCGCAACAGCACUACUUGCACGCAUUACAGUACGGCCUCGGUAACAACGAAGAAGAAGAAGGCAGCGGGUUCCUCCACCAGCGCAACGUGACCGCGCAUGCCAAGCUCAUGGCCUCCACGUAGCGCUCCCCGAGACUGUCCACUGGACGAGACUAACUAACUCAUAGCUACACUUGAAUACUAUGUCAUUUAGGUGAACCUUACGCAAGUGGGACAGUGCGGAAUAACAGUGGCGUAGCCGUGGCACCGCUCGGGCACCGCAUUUUGAGACAAUAUCACCCCACCAAUGCAUUCCACAAAUUAGAUAAUGAACAAAUGCCAAGGAA
This is a messenger RNA of Cydia splendana, 1325 nucleotides long. Its product is annotated as GATA-binding factor A-like. The record is from RefSeq and is a predicted model, not a curated record. Bases 22 to 1122 code for a protein of 366 amino acids. Gene Ontology annotation, biological process: positive regulation of transcription by RNA polymerase II; negative regulation of transcription by RNA polymerase II; cell fate commitment. Gene Ontology annotation, molecular function: RNA polymerase II cis-regulatory region sequence-specific DNA binding; zinc ion binding; DNA-binding transcription factor activity, RNA polymerase II-specific. The transcript is spliced from 8 exons. NCBI's taxonomy places the organism in Eukaryota, Metazoa, Arthropoda, Insecta, Lepidoptera, Tortricidae.